UUUCAUAAGCUUAUCUGCAGCAACAGUUCAUCAAAUGGACAGAAAUUGGGUGGCGGUUAUGGUUCGACUACUCUUACUAUUGACCUCAACACAAACCCCAACUCCAUGCACCUCAACCCUACUCUUCAAACUCCGGGUGAUGAGAUGGUGGAGGAGUUGAAUCGAAUGAAGUCGGAGAACAAGAAGUUGAGUGAUGUGCUGACAAUCGUGACCAAAAAUUACAAUGAUUUGAUGCAAACAAGGAAGAGGAAGGCUGUCGAUCCUGGAUACUAUAAUCAUUCGUGUCGUUAUUACAGUUGCUGUGAUGAAACCUCAGCUGGAACUCUGCCAAAAGUGAUCAAAUCAAAUGUUUCAAGAGUUUAUGUACGCAUUGAUCCAUCCGACACUAGCCUAGUGGUGAAGGACGGAUACGGAUGGAGAAAGUACGGACAAAAGGUGACAGGAGAUAAUCCGUCUCCAAGAGCUUAUUAUAAGUGCUCCUUCGCCCCAGCUUGCCCUGUCAAGAAGAAGGUGCAAAGAAGUCUCAACGAUCCGUCACUAUUAGUAGCCACAUACGAAGGACACCACCACCACCACCACCCGUCUCAAGCAAAUGUUUCAGCCGUAUCACCACCAGGAGGAGCAACCGGGACUUCAACAACCGCUGCCAGGAUUACAGGUGAACGCAGAGGCUCUACAGAGAGUCUUGAUUUCUUGGAUCCCUUAAUAUGCAGCAAAAUUCAGAAGGCCAUAGCAGCGAUUGAGAGCAGUGAAAUGCAGCAGUUUUUGGUAGAAAAAAUGGCUUCUUCAUUGACAAGGAAUCCGGCCUUCAUGGCUGCACUGGCUGCGGCCAUAACAGGCAGAAUACUAGAUGAGGUUAUAUCAGAGGAAAAUAAGGAUGUUGUGUCGAAUUCAAGGGGGUUUUCUGUGUAGAUUAAUGCAUAAAAACAUUCAACUUUAUUUAUGUAU
Sesamum indicum (sesame) is the source of this 948-nucleotide messenger RNA. RefSeq names its product putative WRKY transcription factor 40. Gene Ontology annotation, molecular function: DNA-binding transcription factor activity; sequence-specific DNA binding. Gene Ontology annotation, biological process: regulation of DNA-templated transcription. Lineage: Eukaryota; Viridiplantae; Streptophyta; Magnoliopsida; Lamiales; Pedaliaceae. The record is from RefSeq and is a predicted model, not a curated record.